This is a messenger RNA of Protopolystoma xenopodis, 1491 nucleotides long. The record is from the annotation of a GenBank genome assembly. NCBI's taxonomy places the organism in Eukaryota, Metazoa, Platyhelminthes, Monogenea, Polystomatidea, Polystomatidae.
GUAUAUACCAAUCUUUCAGGAUCUAAUUGUGGCCUUUCUUAUUCUCAUGGCCUGAGCCGCAGUCCUCAACCCCGUUGUCCUGUUGGUUUGUCGAGUCAAAUAUCUACCCUUGAUCGUGCAUCCGGUAAUAUUUGUGCUUCUGGUAAUGGUGAGCUCAGCCUGCUACUGCUACCUGCCCCCGGAUUAACAAGUCCUCUCAGCAGUACUGCAAACGACGAUGAUGAUCUUCUCGAAGUUGAGUUCGUCCGUUCACCUCUUGCUUUGGUACCGGCACCGCAUCCACAACUUUCAUCAGAGUUACUACAGUCAACUUGUGGCGAUGACCAUUUCACUGUUUCUGGAGCACCUGACUCUCCAGUACCCGGGUCGCUGAGUGCGAUGCUUGGGCCUCCUCCGCCAGCCUAUGAGGCUACCUUACAAUCGGGGAGCCAUCAUUCCCAACAAAUAGCCCAGCAUGAACAAAAGCAACACGAAUCGUCGGUUGGUACUCAACCAAUGGUCCGGCAUACGCCCUCCUAUAUGCUAACGGAUGCAGUUAACGAUAGUAUUCUGUAUUCUGGCGAUGAAUACUGGUGCCCUCCUGCGGGACCGCUUAGCGGCUGUCCAAGCACCCCCGACGACGAUGGCUAUUUGCCCUCUGGCUUCUGCGAUUCUAUUUGCUAUCCACGAACCUCGCCAACUCCCUCAAUUCAGCCCUCACCCUUACCCACGUCUCCUGCACAGGCGUCAUCAGUUUCUCUUCCUAUGCAGUCUCAUGCACAUUUAGUCACGCAUCAGCAUCCUAAUCAGCACAUGCAUCCCCAUUCACACUCACACGCCCACCGACCUCAUCACCACACUCAUCCCCAUCAUCACCAUCAUCAUCACCAUCAUCACUACCAUUCUCAGCACACUUCAUCGCCUAGCCAACAGCAUACGUGUUCUGGUGAAGAGGUUGGAUAUAGCUCGGCUUCCUCCGCAUCAAAGUAUCAGGUGGCUUACUCACCUCACCAAUCAGCCAGCCGCCCUUUUGGACCGAAUCAGCCCGAUUAUCCCUCAACCACUGCGACAUCCUGCUACUCUUCCGGCUCAAGUGGUUCCAUUCCACUUUUUGGUACUGUUUCACCUUCCACUGGAGGCCCACCCCGCGGUUCAGUUUCGCACACAAGCCGCGGGAACCCUAGUCUAUCACCUGGGGGCUUGCAAUGUCUGCAUAACGACAUAUUGCCACGAGAUGCAUCUGUGAAUUCUGAUCCAGUAGCAAUGAUGAUAUCACCGGCCACCAACAUAACGCCAGCUAGUCUCCCUGCAUCCGCUCAAAUUUCCAUAACGACUCCGGCCUCUUCACUCUUGGCUACCGAAACACGCCUGUCUCAACAUCAAUUGCAUCAACGGCCACAACUAAUACAGCCCCAGGCACCUAGCAACAGCAGCUAUAUGAGCCCGCCAGAUCUAUCCAGCCUAGAUUCGGUUGACUCUGAUUGGUUGAUCUCAGAAUCCUUGAUGCAGUAA